UUGUCGCUUCUGAAUUCUGUGUUGUCGUUGCCUGUCCCUCGACGCCGUCCCUGGACGUGCAUGUUUCUAGUUUCAAAUUUUAAGGGUUUAAAAAAGCAAAAUUAAUAGUGAUUAAAUGAAAUUAAUUGUGUGACUUGAUCCAUGUAGGCAUGUGAUAAUGCAUAGUGUAUAGUUACGGACAUGGAUGGCAUGAGAUCGUGCUCAAAUUACGAGGCCGGUUUUGACGCGUGUGAUCCGUUGGAUUCAGUUUUUGAGUGGUCUAGGAGAGGGCCGGCAAAGGUGUUGCGGCGGCGUUGCCGCAGCGAGGGCAUCGAUCGUUCUCCUUACGAGGAUGCAGCGCGCGAGUGCUCGCGCUCUGCAGACUUCGCAAAUCGCCAUCGCGUCCUUCCUAAUAAAAGCCAUUUCACUUUAAACAACAGCCACGAACAUCGUCAGCACAGAUUUACAUACGAGUGUUCUUUACCAUCUGCUCAAAACGGAGAUUUCAUAAUGGCUCACGAUUAUAAUCGUCAUGGGUAUCAACAAGGAAGAUCAAAGUAUCAUAGAUCAAGUCCAACAAGGCCUAUAGUAGUGACUACACUCUCUAAUUCAAAAGUUGAUGACCGUUUACCUAAAGUUGAAGAGCUGUUGGAGAGGGUUGACCAUGAAAUGAUGGAUGUUUCAUCUAAACAACCGCUAAAAUCCAUACUCAAUAAUUCAUUGCCAAAAUCACCUCCCCAUAGUAUUUUAAAGAAGCCAAAAGCUAAAAUGUAUCAGGACAAUAAAACUGAAGGGAGAAGGCGACAAAGAGCCUCUAGUGAAUCUGACAACUUUUACUGUAGUUUUCAUAUAAGUUCACCAAUGGCUGGCUAUGACAGUCAAUUGUCAUACUUAACCAAUAAUAUGAAAAGAGCAAAAGAUAACUCAGGAACUGGAUACUCGUAUGGUUCUGCUGUGGCCGCACUUAGCUCAGUACCUACAAACAAAAGUUUAAAUUUUAGCAAAGCUAGCAAGUGCUCCUGCAAGGACCAUGUUAUAGUAACUCCAAAGGAUGAUGUGUUCAAAAUGCAUCUGUUACGGACUACUGCCAUUAACAAUGAUACAGUAGAUGAUUUAUCCCUUGUGCCAACUCCACGUCAGGAUACUCCAACCAGACCGGCAGUCAGCCCCGCAUUACCUGUUAGUUCAGUGACGGCGAUACCAGAAAAGAAAUUGGUAAAAACCAAGAAAAAAUCAAAGACGAAAAAGAUGCGAUCCAAUAGUAAAGUGGACUGUAAUAUUAUUGAAGGGGAGGGUGAAGAUUCUCACAGCCGAUCGCCUUCCCCGGACCCAAUAACUGAAUCAUGGCGAAUGGAGACAGAUACAACGAAUUUAGAAAAGGUUGAAAAGCCUCAGAGGACUCGGUCGCCUGCUCAUAUAGAACAAAAUUCAGUCACUAAGAUCACAAACAAACUUAAUGGUACUGUUAUGUCGCCGAAGAAAGUAUUGUCUAAAGAAUCGCCGCUUAAUCUAACAGAAUCGCUAGGAAAUUGUCUUCGACCAUCCCUAUUUCCAAGAGUGCCACCAUACUUAAAGUUCGUAAGCCAUGAAGACACAACACCACUCAAAGUGCCGCCAGCGAUACAGAAACAUCUCAAAUGGAAGCUCACGACAAUUACGCCUAUAGUUGUCAAGAAGACCCUGGUUAAUUCUGGAUUUAGACUGGUCAAGAGUGAGUGUGAUACGGCGGAAUGUCCUCAAGAAGAAACGGUGGAGUGGAUAGGUAUUUGGGGUAAACACAUGAAAUCCUUAAUGUUCAGAGCAAUCAAAGACGGCCAGAAGAUGAAUCAUUUUCCUGGCACGUUUCAAAUUGGCAGAAAAGACAGAUUAUGGAGAAAUUUACAGAAAUUAUGCAAUAGGUUUGGCACAAAUGAAUUCGGUAUAAUGCCUAAGACAUAUGUGUUGCCUCACGAUUUGAAAAUACUCAAACACGAUUGGGAGAAAUAUGCAGCUAAUAAUGAGAGGUGGAUUAUAAAACCUCCGGCAUCAGCUCGCGGAACUGGAAUAAAGGUGGUAUCGCGUUGGGCCCAAAUACCAAAAAAGCGUCCCGUAGUGGUACAGCGAUAUGUGUCCAAGCCAUAUCUAAUCAAUGGUAGCAAGUUCGAUUUACGGUUAUACGUCCUUGUAACAUCCGUCCAUCCAUUACGGAUAUAUUUGUAUAAGGACGGCCUGGCGAGGUUCGCUUCAGUUAAAUACAAUUCAGAAUUAACGUCACUAAAUGACAGGUAUAUGCAUUUGACGAACUACUCAAUAAACAGAUUGUCAAAGAACUAUACGCCCAAUGAAGACUUUGCCGCGUGUGAGGGACAUAAGUGGACAUUACAAACCCUCUUCCAAUACUUAAAGACUGACAAGCACGUAGACACAGACGCACUAUGGGCGUCCAUUAAAGACCUGGUGAUCAAGACAAUAAUAUCCGGAGAAGGCAGCAUUAGCUCAUUGACGAAGGCCAAUAUUACUUCGAGAUACAACUGUUAUGAACUAUUUGGGAUUGAUGUUCUGCUUGAUGAGGAUCUCAAGCCUUGGUUGUUGGAGGUGAACAUUUCGCCCAGUUUGCACAGCGCAUCGCCUUUAGAUAUUCACGUAAAGGGUCCGCUGGUAUCCACAGUGCUCAAUAUAGCUCAGUUCCAAGUACCUAUUAAGACAAAUAUCGAGAUGCUUUCAAAGGAUAAACCAAAUAGAAUGGUCGGUCUGCCAUAUGACAGCAGGUUGUACACAGUAUAUCUAUCAAAGGAAGAAAGAGAUAAACACAUUAUAUAUACAAACAUGGAAGACCGGGAUAUGUACCUUCGAGACAUUCUCUCAACUUUGACACCGGACGACGUCCGUCAUCUCAUACAAGCCGAAGACGAGUUAACGCAAAGCGGGGAUAUGGAGCGUGUGUUCCCAAACAGAAACACUCACAAGUACCUAGGGUUCCUAGCUGGACCUAGGUAUUACAACCGGCUAUUUGACGCCUGGGAGUCGCGGUAUGGAGAUAGGAGGGAUUCGGGCAUCGAACUCCUCCGUAACCUGUGCGACAUAGGUUAUCACCUAGAAGUACCUCCAGUGCCUCUAAAGUGGCCGGCGGCUGAGCUGAGCGCGUUGGAUUGCAGAAUGAUGUCGAUGCGCCGUCUCCCGCGCCCUCCGAGCGGCCUUCAGUUCCGUCCGUUCCAUCGGGGCGCGGCUCCGCAGCAAUGCUCCCGUCAGUGUCCUCGACCACAGUUCCGGCAGUCCCCGCAGUUCCGGCGGUCUGUUCAGUUCCGUCGGCGUCAGUUCCGGCGCGCACCAGUUCGCCCGUCACCCGGCCUUGCGGCGACUCACUCGCCCCCCGCGCCCCGCCCGCACUCGAGCCGCGAGCCUAGCCCCCCCCACAUCGAUCUCAACAUGAACAAGUGCCACAUAGACAACGCCAGCGAGGAGUUGAAACAAUACUAAUACUGUUCUCCUGUACGCGUUUGUAAAUUCAAGUUACUUGACCAUACAAACCAAUGAUCAUAGCCAUUUUGUAGCACAAAUCCUUUCUAAUUUGACAGGUUUCAAAUUGAUUUGUUUAAUUUCAUUAGUCACUACUGAUAUUUACACAUUGUUAGAAUUAUAUAUUACUUUAAUUUUACAUUUUAUAGUUUACAUAGUACUGACAUGUGACAGGAAUGGAAUUAAACGGUGUCGACUUUCCGCAAUUGCACUUUUAUAGUUUUAUUAAAAACUAACGAAAAAUUUCAUAAUUCCUAGGAAUACAUUAAUUUUGGUUUGUUUGGUCGAUCACACUCUAUAGUUAAACUUUGCUUGAAACAUACAAUCUAAAUGUCGAUAAUUUACUAAUAAUACAUAGGAUAUACAGUUUCUAAAAAAAGAUAAGAUAAUAAAAAUGUUGUCUGAUAUGUUGACUAUUGUAUAUUUUUGGACUAGAAUACACGACGAAUUUAAGACUAUAUUUUAAAAUAAAACUCGAUAAUUACUUGGUCUUGAGUUCUAGUUCAAGUUAGCUAAGAGCUUAUAAAAUGUUUGUUGUGAAAAAAUACCCUGUUCAAUAAUUGACAUUCCUGAGUACAAACUGAAAAUUCAUUGUUACGAGACAAAAUUUAAGCUAAAUGCGAUUUAAAAUGUAAAAAACGCAAAAUAAAAUCACUGAGUUUUGACAUUUUGUAAAUUGGAAUGUCGAUAGAUUCAUCAAAUCAAUUUUCAUUACCUACAAAAUAAUAAUCCAAAACUACUAAACAUGUCACAGGGCUAUGAUAAGUUGACUGAGUUAUUUGUAGUAGUUAUUAUUUUUAAAUCGCCCUAGUCAUGGAAAUGAACAAUAUUAAUGUAUUUAUAUAUAUACUUAUACUGGUUUCCUCUGAAAUGCAACGAUUUGGGGGUAAAAAAUAGCAACGAAAAUUGAUUUGAUCUAAUAACAUUGUGUUCAAGAUACACUUAGUGUUGCUAGUGUAGUUUGUUUUAAGGAGAAACGUCGGAGUAUAUACGUAUGAAAUUCUGAAGAAAUUAAUUACUAAACUAUUACUUAAUUUUAAAUGGAUUUCAUAUAAAAUAUUUUUGGAAAAAAAAACUUCUGGGUAAGUAAGCAAGAACCUGGCAGUCAAAUAAAACUCGCAUUUAUCGUGCUUGCAAUAUUCAAAUUAUCACGAAUUAUAAUUUCGGCUGCCAGUUACUUACUAUUUUUUUUAGUGUUAAACUUGUAUUGUUAAUAAAUUUCGUCUCUUACACAUCUUUAACUUCGUUUUGUAGUUAUGACAUUCCUACAUUUCUGUGGCAUUUGUUUGGUUACAUUUACCAUUUGAUUAAAGUUGAACAAAAUAACCAUUGAUCUGGUUAAGAAAAUUAUCUAAGUGUCUUGUCUAAUUUUGGUCUGAUUUUAUGAAAUUAUAUGAAAGUGGAAACGAAAAA
Molecule: messenger RNA, 4887 nt
Organism: Pieris rapae (cabbage white)
Lineage: Eukaryota; Metazoa; Arthropoda; Insecta; Lepidoptera; Pieridae
Product: tubulin monoglutamylase TTLL4
Exons: 15
Coding region: 181-3435 (1084 amino acids)
Biological process (GO): protein polyglutamylation; microtubule cytoskeleton organization
Cellular component (GO): cilium
Molecular function (GO): tubulin binding; tubulin-glutamic acid ligase activity
Source: RefSeq, a predicted model, not a curated record